Molecule: messenger RNA, 1443 nt
Organism: Colletotrichum spaethianum
Lineage: Eukaryota; Fungi; Ascomycota; Sordariomycetes; Glomerellales; Glomerellaceae
Product: putative tyrosyl-DNA phosphodiesterase
Exons: 1
Coding region: 1-1443 (480 amino acids)
Biological process (GO): protein modification process
Cellular component (GO): P-body
Source: RefSeq, a predicted model, not a curated record
AUGUACGCGUAUAUCCAGCCCGCCUGCCUUUGGCUGUCAGCGCACAUCAAGUCAUGUAUCCGGAAGCAUGUACCGGAGACAGAGUUCAUCGACAACUUCAACGACUUGCCAACCGACUCCUCAAAGCUCUUCCAGUUCUGUGAUGGCUGGGCUCUGAAUCGAAAUUUCGCGGCUAUGAACUCUGCAAAGACAGCUCUGAUCAAUGCAUAUCCCAAUAGCGAUGCCCUAGCCCGAAAGGACUAUCUCGCGCGGGUUGUGGAGUUCUGGACGGCUAAGAGGCCAAACAGCAUCCUCAAGGGUCAUGUGCCCCAAACUGUCCGCCUGUCUCUUGACUACGCUGAGUACGUUGACGAAGCUCUGACAGCCGCUGAUGACCUUUCACUACUCUAUUCUCUGGAGGAGAACAAGGACAAGCCUGCAUCGGAGCGCGAAUGGUGGAUCAUGAAGCCCGCAUUGGUUGAUUGUGGAGCCGGUAUCCGACUCUUCAGUACCGUGGAAGAGCUCGCUAGCCACCUUGAGCUCGCCGAGUACGAGAUAGACGACGACAAUGAGAGUGAACCGACCGGGAAUAUUCAGGAAGCUAUGACAAAUUAUGCCGUGGAGCCAGAGCGGUGUAACUCCCAUGAGUUCUCGCCGACUCUGUCAACCCCGGGUCUGGACUCCUUGGAUGCUUUGAUCACUACCAUGGAGGCCACGUCCCUCAAGACAACGUCGAAUGGCGCUCAAAGGAGCCCGAAGCUACAGUACGUAUUCAAGGAGGGUGGACGCAUUCCAUCCGCCCAGAUGCGUGAAUUCGUGGCUCAGAGAUACAUCGUCUCCAUUCCGCCUGUGGACAACAGAAAAUGGCAUGCUCGAGCAUAUGUUCUUUCUAUGGGACGUCUUAAAGCCUACGUCUUCAAGGAAAUGCUUGCACUUCUUGCUGGAGAGGACUAUGAACCUCCAUGGUUAAGUCCUAGUCUCAGAUCAUCAUUGACAAAUACGGCUCUUCAGGAUGAAGACGUGUUCACUGAGAAAGAAUCGAUGAGAGACUUUUGGGCAAUAUCCGACGAUUUGCUUCCCGGAGAUUGGAAAAAUCGUGUCUUUAACCAGAUAUGCAGUAUCUCUGCCGAAAUUUUCCGUGCCGCUGCUCAUACCAUGGCGGACAAGUUCACCACUAUGAACAAGUGCUUCGAGCUGUUUGCUGUUGACUUUCUCAUCGACACAAACGGAAACACAUGGCUUCUGGAAGUCAACGAGACGCCAGCUUUCUACGACGUGGGAAUUGCGGGGCCUUUGGCAUUGCGUCUCAUGGAUUCGGUCAUGUGCGUGGCUAUGGAGCACAUGCACAAGGCUCAACUUGAUGACGAUAAAACUGCUGCUGCAAAGGCGCGAUUCGUCGAGGUGUUGGAUGAGACGGAUAAUCUAGCCAAGAGCAACAUCACAGAGAUCUUGCCAGAGAACUAG